AUGGACCCUCUCAGCAUGAUGCCAAAAAACUACCAGCACAUUCUUUCCAUGUAUUUUGCUGUUCGUGAGAUCAACCAGGACCUCCAGCUGUUACCCGACACCACACUAGGAUUGGAGGUUUAUGAAAACAGUUUCAGUGUCAGGCUGGCCAGUAAGCACCUCCUAGAUCUUCUCUUCUUGAAACAAAGGAAUCCCAUCAACUACAACUGUGUCAGAAGGAGGAGGAGGAACCUCUUGGCUAUCAUUGGUGGCCUCACCUCCCCAAACUCCAUCCACAUGGCCCACGUCCUGAAUACCUACAAGAUUCCACAGCCCCCUGGUCUCAGCUGGGGCACCAGUCAGCAGACCUUCAAGGGCCCUGGCUUUGAACUGUUGCUGCUGAACACCAUGUUGGUCUGUGAUAAGGCCACCCACAGCUGUGAUUUGAUCAUGGAUGAGAGGGCUGACCUGGUGUGUAUUACUGACACCUGGCUGGGCUUUUCCUGUGUCUUGGCCAAAACCAUCACCGUUGUUCUGGCCUUCCUGGCCACCAAGCCAGGAAACCAGAUGAGGAAGUGGCUGGGGAAAAGAUUGGCAGGAUCUGUCAUUGUCCUCUUCUCCUUCAUGCAAGCUCUUCUCUGUGUACUGUGGUUGGUCACGUCUCCUCCCUUCCCAGAGUUAGACAUGCACUCCCAGACUGAUAAGAUCAUUGUGCAAUGUAAUGAAGGCUCUAAUUCCAUGUUCUAUGUUGUCCUGGGCUACUUGUGGCUACUGGCCACCAUCAGUUUCACUCUGGCUUUCUUUGCCAGAAAAUUGCCUGAUACCUUUAAUGAGGCCAAGCUGAUCACCUUCCGCAUGCUUGUGUUUUGUAGCAUUUGGGUGUCCUUCAUCCCCGCUUAUCUGAGCACCAAAGGAAAAUACAUGGUGGCUGUGGAGAUCUUCUCUAUCUUGGCUUCUACUGAUGGCCUACUGGGCUGCAUCUUUCUCUCCAAGUUCAUGACAAAAAAGUAUCAGCACGUCCUUUCCAUGUUUUUUGCCCUUUAUGAGAUCAACAGGAACAUCAAGCUGUUACCGAACACCACACUAGGACUGGAGGUUUAUGAGAAUAGUUUUGAAGUAAGAUUUGCUGCUAAGAGCAUUCUAGAUCUUCUCUCUAUGAGACAAAGGAAUCCCAUCAACUACAGUUGUGUCAGAAGGAGGAAGAGGAAGAUCUUGGCUAUCAUUGGUGGCCUCACCUCCCCAAACUCCAUCCACAUGGCCCACGUCCUGAACACCUACAAGAUUCCACAGCUUCGCUACUUUCUGAGGAACACCUGCUUUAAUAACAGUGCAGGAGAUGAAAUCUCUUUUGAUGAGAAGGGGGACUAUGACCCUGGAUUCGACAUCUUCAGCAUGGUCACAUUUCCCAAUCGGUCCUUCCAGAGAAUCCGGUUUGGAAGGACGGACUCGAAAGCCCCCGAGGGGAAAAGGGUCACCAUCAAGGACAGUGCCAUUGUGUGGAAUCACAAGUUUCAGCAGGUACCUCCUCGUGCCAGAUGUGUUGACAGCUGCCGCCAGGGGUACAGCAAGGUUGUUCAGGAAGGGAAACAUGCCUGUUGCUACAAAUGCAGCAAAUGCCCCGAAGGAAGGAUUUCAGUAAAGACUGAUGCAGACCAAUGUGAGAGAUGCCCAGAAGAUCAUUACUCAAAUGCAGAAAAAGACCAGUGUCUUCCCAAAAGGUUCAGCUAUUUAUCCUUCAGUGAACCCUUGGGAGUCACUCUGACUUCCUUGAUUCUUUUCUUUUCAGCAACCCUCAUUUUAGUGGCAGUAACUUUCCUCCUGCACUGGAACACACCCAUUGUCAAAGCCAACAACAGGAACAUCACAUGCAUCCUUCUCUCCUCUCUCCUCCUCUGCUUUCUAUGCUCCUUUUUGUUCAUUGGUUGGCCUGGGGAAGUGACUUGUUUCCUUAGGCAAACUCUGUUUGGCACCAUUUUCUCCAUCUCUGUUUCCUGUAUCUUGGCAAAGACCAUCAUGGUAGUUUUGGCCUUCCUGGCCACCAAGCCAGGAAACCAGAUGAGGAAAUGGCUAGGGAAAAGACUGGUGGGAUCCAUAAUUGCCCUCUGUGCCUGUAUUCAAGUGGUUAUCUGUGUAGUAUGGAUGGUUAUGUCUCCUCCCUUCCCAGAGUUGGACAUGCACUCCCAGACUGAUGAGAUCAUUGUGCAAUGUAACGAAGGCUCCGAUUCCAUGUUCUACAUUGUCCUGGGCUAUUUGGGGCUAUUGGCCACCAUCAGUUUCACUGUGGCUUUCUUUGCCAGAAAAUUGCCUGAUACCUUUAAUGAGGCCAAGCUGAUCACCUUCAGCAUGCUUGUGUUUUGCAGCAUUUGGGUGUCCUUCAUCCCAGCCUAUCUGAGCACCAAAGGAAAACACAUGGUGGCUGUGGAGAUCUUCUCCAUCUUAGCCUCUACUGCAGGUCUCCUGGGCUGCAUCUUUCUCCCCAAGUGCUACAUCAUCCUGUUGAAGCCAGAUCUCAACACAAAAGAACAUCUGACCAGGAGGAUCUUUUAA
Molecule: messenger RNA, 2526 nt
Organism: Candoia aspera
Lineage: Eukaryota; Metazoa; Chordata; Lepidosauria; Squamata; Candoiidae
Product: vomeronasal type-2 receptor 26-like
Exons: 8
Coding region: 1-2526 (841 amino acids)
Biological process (GO): G protein-coupled receptor signaling pathway
Cellular component (GO): plasma membrane
Molecular function (GO): G protein-coupled receptor activity
Source: RefSeq, a predicted model, not a curated record